Molecule: messenger RNA, 918 nt
Organism: Lodderomyces orthopsilosis Co 90-125
Lineage: Eukaryota; Fungi; Ascomycota; Pichiomycetes; Serinales; Debaryomycetaceae
Product: DNA-directed RNA polymerase I subunit
Exons: 1
Coding region: 1-918 (305 amino acids)
Biological process (GO): DNA-templated transcription initiation; DNA-templated transcription
Cellular component (GO): RNA polymerase I complex
Source: RefSeq, a predicted model, not a curated record
AUGUCAGACGUGAAAAGAAAGAAUACAGACCAUCACAAAUCAGUACCUGCGAAGAGGUUGAAGACUGUCAAGUCCAAAAACCCUGUCAACCCAGAUACCCAACUUUCCGAAUGCUUCAAAACAGUUUCGACUUCGCUUUAUGUUUCUUUGGCGCCUGCAUUCAAUGACGACCCUGUGCUAGGAAUUAAACAGCAACAUCUAGAUCCAUUGGUCAUGAGGUUUCAUCCAAAAUUGAAAGGUGUCAUACUAUCUUAUUCAAAUAUAGAAUUGGAAACUGAAGCACAAGACCAAAACCUCGCUAAAAUAGAAGGGUCUUCACCAUUCACAUUCCUCUGGGUUGAUGUACAAUUCUUAAUUUGGAGUCCUAGUGUAGGUGACAUUUUAGAAGGAGAUAUUUUCAUUCAGACACCAUCACAUUUGGGAUUGUUAAUUUGUGAUGUUUUCAAUGCAUCAAUUAAGAAAUACAAUAUCCCCAUGGGCUGGAGCUUUACAAGUAAUCAGCAAGAUGAAGUAGUAGAAACAGGGGAUAAAAAGAUUUAUGGUUACUGGAGUGAUGAAAAUGGACAAAAAGUUGAUGGUAAAUUAAAAUUCACUGUGAAGAAUGUGUACACCACGGGACGUGUUGUCAGUAUUGAGGGUACAUUGAUUGGCCCUGGUGAAGAGAGAAACGCACAGCCUGUUUAUGAACAAAAGGUUAGCUCAAAAGUGACAGCUAGCGGUAAACACAAGAAAUUCGACAACGAUGAUGAUGAUGAUAACGAAGUCAGUGCUACUGUCACUACAACCGAGCUUGCUGAGCCAGAUGAAAAUGAAGAUUUACCUGCUUACAUCAACGAAAGUGAAGAUGCAGAUGAAAAUGAAGAUGAACAAGUUGUAAACAAGUCCGACUCAGCUGAAGAUGAAGUAGAAUCCGAUUAA